Dioszegia hungarica is the source of this 1296-nucleotide messenger RNA. Its product is annotated as putative tRNA binding protein. The coding region runs from base 1 to 1296 and encodes 431 amino acids. Lineage: Eukaryota; Fungi; Basidiomycota; Tremellomycetes; Tremellales; Bulleribasidiaceae. The record is from RefSeq and is a predicted model, not a curated record. Gene Ontology annotation, cellular component: methionyl glutamyl tRNA synthetase complex. Gene Ontology annotation, molecular function: tRNA binding. The transcript has 7 exons.
AUGUCCGUCUCUGAAUUCGUCGCAGCCGCAGAGAAGGCGGAUUCCUCCCUCAUGGGGUCGAACGAGAAGGACCAGCAGGCUAUUCAGGAGUUGUCGACGGAGACGGAGGGCUUGGCGAAGGAUGUCGCUUCCCUCAAUUCGCGGUUGACGCCUUUGACCUACCUUUACUCGAAUCAGCCCUCAUCGGCUGACGUGAGCCUGUACUGCCACCUUCAUCCUACUUUCCUCAACCUCCCUACUUCCGCCCACCCCUCCCACCCCGCCCUCACCCGGUACUUCCUCCAGAUCCAGUCCCUACCUCCCGUCCAAUCCGCCCACUCAUCCCUCCCAAAUUCAUUCCCACCCGUUGACAUCAACAUUGCCGACCUCGCCAUCCCCGAACGAGAGGUCAUUGACCUCAAGAAGGAGAAGAAGGCCAAGAAGCCUGCUGCUGCCGUUGCGGACGGAGCGGCGGAGAAGGCUGGAGAGGUCGCUGGGCAGGCCAAGGCGGCUACGGAGGGCGUAGUGGCUCAGGCUCAGUCCGCUGUCGCUGGUGCAGCGGGGACGGUGUCGGGCGCGGCGGCAUCUGCGGCGGGCGCGGUGCAGGGUGCUUUGGCCGGAGCGGCGGCGGCGUUCAGUACGGCGGCUGGGGAUGUAAAGGCGGCGGUUGUCGGGGAAGCGGAGGGAGAGGCGGCGCCGGUGGAGGCUGCGAAGGAUGGGAAGAAGAAAGAGAAGAAGGCAAAGCCGGCAAAGGCGCAACCGGUGAAGGAGGCACCGACGGGGCCUAUGCCCAGUAUGAUCGAUCUGCGAGUGGGCAAGGUCCUUGAUGUCAAGAAACACCCCGAGGCCGACUCGCUAUAUGUUGAGCAGAUUGACGUGGGAGAGGCGGAACCACGGACUGUGUGCUCGGGGCUGGUCAAGUACAUGACUGAAGACCAAAUACGUGGGGCGACCGUCAUUGUGGUCUGCAAUCUCAAACCAGUCACCAUGCGCGGCGUCAAGUCCUUCGCCAUGCUUCUCUGUGCGAGCUCGAGCGUUGGCAAGGACGUCGAGGGCGGGAUCGAAUUUGUGGUCCCGCCAGAGGGGAGCAAGGCGGGUGAGCGGGUGUACUUUGAGGGCGAGAAGUACGAGAAUGCGAAACCAGAGGAGAUGCUCAACCCCAAGAAGAAGGUGUUCGAGACUAUCCAGCCUGACUUCACCACGCUCGACAACCUCGAUGCGGCGUGGAUAGAUCCAGAGACAAAGACGGUGCACAAGCUGAGGACGAAGGAUGGUGUGCUCCGGGCACCUACUUUGAAGGGGGCGCAUCUGUCAUAG